CUCCGCUUCUUCAGGCUGCUGGGCGGAGACAUUCCAGCCCUGCUCAGCGUUGAAGCUCCCCCAGGACGCCUCCAUGCUGCUCUCCAGCUCACUACCAGGUCCAUCUGCGAGGCUCUACCCCAGCUCUGCUCUCGAGUCGCCGGUCGCGCCAGAGGCGGAGCUAUGAGCCCGGCCCUUCCGGCGCUCCGUACCUCACCAGGUCCGGGAAGGAAAGGACGCUCGCCCUCUCUGCGGCGAGCAGUGAUGAUGUCAUCGACGCCCGCCAGUCCAGCCACUACCCACCUCGGAGCGGUACCGGAGCGGGAGGUGAGGGGUCGGCUCGCGGAUCCAGCUGCAGAGCGACGCGAGGAAUUGGAAUGGUGCUUUGGAUCUUAUGGAGGCCAUUUGGAUUCUCAAGAAGACUUCUGAAACUGGAAAGCCAUAGCAUAACUGAAUCAAAAUCAUUAAUUCCACUAGCUUGGACAUCCCUGACACAGACGCUUUCAAAAGCACCUGAUAUUCUCUUAUUGGGUCAAAGAAAAUUAUUCUCAACCAUGCCAGAAAUAGAAACACAUGAGAGAGACUCUGAAUUGUUUUCACCACCCUCUGAUGUCCGAGGCAUGACAAAACUUGAUAGAACAGCUUUUAAAAAGACAGUCAGCAUUCCAGUGCUUAAAGUGAGGAAAGAAGUAGUCAGUAAAUUGAUGCGAUCCCUUAAAAGGGCAGCAUUGCAGCGCCCAGGUGUAAAACGUGUAAUUGAAGAUCCAGAAGAUAAAGAAAGUAGACUAAUCAUGUUGGAUCCCUAUAAAAUGUUUACUCAUGAUUCCUUUGAGAAAGCAGAACUCAGUGUUUUAGAGCAGUUAAAUGUCAGUCCACAGAUCUCUGAAUAUAAGUUGGAACUAACAUACGAAAACUUUAAGUCAGAAGAGAUCUUGAGAGCUGUGCUUCCUGAAGGUCAAGAUGUAACUUCAGGGUUUAGCAGAGUUGGACAUAUUGCACACCUGAACCUUCGAGAUCAUCAGCUGCCUUUCAAACAUUUAAUUGGUCAGGUUAUGAUUGACAAAAAUCCAGGAAUCACCUCAGCAGUAAAUAAAAUAAAUAAUAUUGACAAUACGUACCGAAAUUUCCAAAUGGAAGUGCUAUCUGGAGAACAGAACAUGUUAACAAAGGUUCGAGAAAACAACUACACCUAUGAGUUUGAUUUUUCAAAAGUCUAUUGGAAUCCUCGUCUCUCUACAGAACACAGCCGUAUCACAGAACUUCUCAAGCCUGGGGAUGUCCUGUUUGAUGUUUUUGCUGGGGUUGGGCCCUUUGCCAUUCCAGUAGCAAAGAAAAACUGCACUGUAUUUGCCAAUGAUCUCAAUCCUGAAUCCCAUAAGUGGCUGUUGCACAAUUGUAAAUUAAAUAAAGUGGACCAAAAGGUGAAAGUCUUCAACUUGGACGGGAAAGACUUCCUCCAAGGACCCAUCAAAGAAGAGUUAAUGCAGCUGCUGAGUCUGUCAGAAGAAAGAAAACCCUCUGUGCACAUUGUCAUGAACUUGCCAGCAAAAGCCAUAGAGUUUCUUAGUGCUUUCAAAUCACUUUUAGAUGAGCAGCCAUGCAGCAGUGAACUCCUUCCUAUAGUGCACUGUUACAGCUUUUCCAAAGAUGCUAACCCCACUGAGGAUGUUCGUCAAAGAGCUGGAGCUGUGUUAGGCAUUUCCCUGGAGGCAUGCAGUUCAGUUCACCUGGUAAGAAAUGUGGCCCCAAACAAGGAAAUGCUGUGCAUCACCUUUCAGAUUCCUGCUGCUGUACUCUACAAGAACCAGACCAGAAAUCCAGAGAAUUGCGAAGAUCCGCCUCUUAAAAGGCAGAGGACAGCUGAAGCCUUUUCAGAUGAAAAAACACAAAUUGCUUCAAACACUUAAUUGGAAAUGUUUUCUCCAUCUCCCUACCAGACUUACAUAUAGCAAAAUAUAAUUUGUAUUAUUAAAUAAAAUUUUAGUGUUCAGUUUUUACUAUUGAA
Molecule: messenger RNA, 1984 nt
Organism: Saimiri boliviensis boliviensis (Bolivian squirrel monkey)
Lineage: Eukaryota; Metazoa; Chordata; Mammalia; Primates; Cebidae
Gene: TRMT5
Product: tRNA methyltransferase 5
Biological process (GO): tRNA N1-guanine methylation; mitochondrial tRNA methylation
Cellular component (GO): mitochondrial matrix; cytoplasm
Molecular function (GO): tRNA (guanine(37)-N1)-methyltransferase activity
Source: RefSeq, a predicted model, not a curated record